UCGACCAAUCAGAAGGCGCCUAGCAGUGCCAUCUCGACUAAUUAGAAGGCGCCUAGCAGUGCCAUCUCCUCGACUAAUCAGAAGCCGGCUGGCAGUGCCAUCUCCUCGACCAAUCAGAAGCCGGGUAGCAGUGCCAUCUCCUCGACCAAUCAGAAGCCAGCUAGCAGUGCCAUCUCCUCGACCAAUCAGAAGCCGGCUAGCAGUGCCAUCUCCUCGACCAAUCAGAAGCCGGCUAGCAGUGCCAUCUCCUCGACCAAUCAGAAGCCGUCUAGCAGAAGACAACAACAUGGACGCUAUGAGGUUGCUUGUCUUCAUGACAGUAUUGGCAUUUAGUAAUUCUGCCAACCGAGUGCUGGAAUUAAGCGAUCGUUUUCUGGAGCUGCGAGGCGAGUCGUCAUGGCUUAUCAUGUUUUAUGCUCCAUGGUGUGGACACUGCAAGAAGUUAGACCCGGUGUGGAACCAUGUUGCACAUGCACUGUAUGGCACAGAAAUCCGUGUUGGGCGUGUUGAUUGUACACGUUUCACAGCAGUGGCAACAGAAUUUAGUAUCAAGGGUUUCCCCACCAUUAUGUAUCUCAAAGGCGACACAAAACACACCUACAGUGGUGAUCGAGCCAAAGAAGACAUAGUUGGAUAUGCUGUCCGAAUGGCUGCUCCCCCAAUUCAGCAUAUAGCAUCUUUCCAUCACUUAAAAGAAAUCAUUGCGCAGGAAGAUCUGUUCUUCGUGUAUGCAGGGGAGAAGGAAGGUGCAUUAUGGGAUGCCUAUUCCGAAUUAGCAAAUAUAUAUAGACCCUUCAACUACUUCUACUCAAUUGAUGCUGGUUGUAUGACAGAGCAUACUGAGUUGGAGUACAACCCUGCUAUUCUAGUCUUCAAAGAUGGCCUAAACUAUUUCUUCCCAGUACCUGAGGAGAGUGAAAUAGCGGAGAAUCUAACUAUUGUCAACACAUCUCUGGCCGACUGGAUUAAUCAUGAACGCUUUCCAUUAUUUACCAAAAUCACACAUGGCAAUCUGCACCAACUUUGGAAGAUCAACAAAUUUCUGGCAAUCACAGUUGUCAAGGAAAGUAAGAUUGGAACAAUCACCACGGACGAGGAUGCGGAAGACUAUGUUGAUGGGUACAAAUUCAAGGAUAUGGUGGAAUCUGUUAUCAAGAACAAUCGAGAAAAGUAUCACAAGCAUUACCAGUUUGGUUGGACAGGAACUCCAGAUCUAGCAAACAGUAUUGCCAUGGAAAGGCUCCAGCUGCCGUCACUUCUUGUCGUAAACUCAUCCACCAUGCAUCACCACCUACCCGAGGACCCUCCACACCAUCUAACUCCAGCUGCCAUUGAAAUGUUCCUUGACUCUGUCAUAUCUGAGACUGCUCCAACCUACGGUGGAGACACAUGGCCUGUGAGAUUCUAUCGCAUCUAUUAUAAUGCAAGGACUUCAUUAGAGGAGAUGUGGCAGGGAAAUCCAGUCCUGACAGCCGUGCUCUUUGGCCUGCCCCUUGGCUUUCUCUCUCUGAUUUGCUACUCCAUCUGGUGCUCUGAUAUUAUGGAUGCAGACGAGGAGGAAGAAGAGCCUCAGCAUGAAAAAAAGGACUGAUCGAGGUUACAUUAUGGAACAAACAUCAAUAUGUGUUUCUGGGAAUAUCUCCAGAUUGCAGCCUGUCUUAGUCCAAACAUAUUUAUUGACCUGAACAAAUAUUAUUAAGAAGAAACAAAUAUUAUUAAGAAGAGAGUAAAGAAAGAGUUGUAUUUUACUUAAUGUUUUGGAAAUUUUGAAAAUUCUCGAAGUCACCCAGUUAGAGAUACUGAUUAUCAUUCUCAAACAAUAAAUGAUUGUUGUUGCUUGUGCCAUAUUGCUUUUGUUGAUUUCAGAAAAUUUUCAGCAUAGGGCAAUUAAAUGUGCAUUUUUUUCCAGUAAACUUGAUCGUAAUGAAUGUAGUUUAAGGCCUCUAAGUUAUAUAUGUUUGUGCAUGCAUAUUUGGACCUUGGCUUUUGGAAAAGGAAAGUCUUGUAUCAGACUCUUUCUUUUUGAGAGUUUGAUUUGUACAGUAUUGAUAUGUGCAAUUUAUUCUUGGAAAUGCUGCAUUCCCAUUAUAAUACGUGCUUUGUGAUAUUUAUUUAUUUUAAAGACUGGUACUUUGUUAUGUAAACUUGUGUAGGGUAAUUUCCACCAGUUUGUAAUCUACUAGUAUGUUAUUUUUUUAAGACUUAAGAUUUUAUUUUCUAGCUGUAAGAAUAUGUUUCCCAUUCAAAAAAUUCAAACAUGUUUUAAAAAGUGGAUUGUAAUUCAUGUAAUGUCAUUAUAUAAUGGUGCCUCGAGUGUGAUGAAAAUGAUACAAAAUUUUGAUCUCAUUUCUGGUUCUCAUUUUUAGAUUGUAUUGAAAUCUCAUUUACAUCAAAAUAAAGGAUGUGUGAGAUGAGGAUGAUGUGAGACAGAUUGCAAGGGGUUUCUAAAAAUCUGUAUUAAAAGUCACUGAUUGCAUGUUCAUUUAUAUUAUAAACCCUGAGAUUCUAUUUAUUAUAUAUUAUAUUGUUAUACAUACUAUGCUGUGUAACCUAAGUAGCUGAUUUUCAUUGAAGGGCCAUAAUGUUUUUGUAACAGGAAAAGUCAGGGACUGAUUUAUACCUAUUUGUAAGCACUGGAUUACAAGUGGAUUGUGAAGGUGUUCCUUUGCAUGUGAGGGAUGCACUUUGGCUUCAUUUAUGAAGUAAAUGGUCAAUUGCUAAGUUUAACAUAAUUGAACAGCAGAUAAAAAAGUUUAAUUGAUCAGUUAUCAUGGGAAAUACAUUUUUUAUUGGUUUAGAAUGUAAUAUGUUGCCAUCUCAGUCAUAUUUUAUUUUGUGCUCCUAUUCCAGAUAAGUAAAUCUCUUUUUAGACUUUCACUUAAUAUAAAAUUGUGUGCAGAAUACUAAUACCAGGAUAAUGAGACUUGUAUUGAACAGGAACUAGUCAGAAAUCCUUAACAUAAAACUUUCUUUGAUAAGAAAAAUCUUACCGUGUGUAAAAUUGGUAAGAGUAGGUAUGUCACAAUCAUGUAAAUUGGUAAUUUUUUGGUGAUUUGUUAGAUUUUGAAUUGAGGUUUGAAUAUAUUGAGACCAAAGCUUGUAAUCUGAAAAUAAAAGGAAUGGAAUUCAA
Molecule: messenger RNA, 3130 nt
Organism: Penaeus chinensis
Lineage: Eukaryota; Metazoa; Arthropoda; Malacostraca; Decapoda; Penaeidae
Gene: Tmx3
Product: protein disulfide-isomerase TMX3-like
Exons: 13
Coding region: 287-1591 (434 amino acids)
Biological process (GO): peptidyl-cysteine oxidation
Cellular component (GO): endoplasmic reticulum
Molecular function (GO): protein disulfide isomerase activity
Source: RefSeq, a predicted model, not a curated record